AUGGGCUGCCGGCCCAAGCAAGAGCCGAAGCCAGGAACAGAUGCAUCGGUCCGAUCUCGGCAAAGUCGAGCGCUCCGGCGUCGAGGCGACUCCGCUACAAAUCCAGCUGGGCCGACUGUCCUGCCAGGCUUGGAUCACAGCCAGGUAGCUGCAGCAACGUCUCCUUCUUCGGGACCGAAUUUGGAGAACAGCAGGGGCCUGCUGAAUUUUGCCCAACGGACAGCCCUCAUAAAGAGGAACAACCAGGCCAUCAUCGACAACAGGCGUCAGAACGCCAAGGCCUUCCCCCAAGCGCAACUGCGGAAAGCAAUUGUUAUUUCGCGGCGUGGUGAUGACGCCAACUUCAACUCGAACAUGGCCCGAUACCUCGCUGGAAUAAGACGCUGGAAGGUGGUUGAUGCCUGCCAGGACAGAAUUGAAACAGAGUUUGCAACGCCUUCGGAGGCAUCGCCUGAGCUGCGCUCUCGCCGUUUGGAUGGUGGUGACUUCUUAACCUUCACUGCGCAAAGCCACCUGGUUGUGGUGGAUUCUCUGGAUGCACUGGGAUCGAAGCGUCCAUUCAGUGGCUUCAACGCGUGCCAUGGAGGCGGUUCAACAUGCUGGCGUGCUGUGUGGCUGCCUGUCGUGUCCAGGGAGAUGUGGACCGAACACCUUGCAGGCCAACCCCUGAACAAGUUCAUGUGCCAUGCCCGCAGCAUUGACACCGACAUUGUCCUUGCCAUCGAGCAGCAGGAAGAUGGCCAGGACCGACACUUUCAGCAGUUUGCGCAGUCCUUGGUGGCACUUUCCAGAGGGUCGUGGCGUACGAUGACCAUGGCCGAGUACGAGGCUAACG
This is a messenger RNA of Symbiodinium pilosum, 835 nucleotides long. NCBI's taxonomy places the organism in Eukaryota, Dinophyceae, Suessiales, Symbiodiniaceae. The record is from the annotation of a GenBank genome assembly.